Molecule: messenger RNA, 822 nt
Organism: Gongylonema pulchrum
Lineage: Eukaryota; Metazoa; Nematoda; Chromadorea; Rhabditida; Gongylonematidae
Source: the annotation of a GenBank genome assembly
GUGGCUGGCAGCGAGAAAAGCAUCAGUUUAGUAAAGCGAAAAUUAUCGAAGCCGUCAUCUCGAAAGCGCCUGCAUCCGGACCCCGCAGCUUUUAAGAUGGUCAAGCAAGCGCUUUUAGACAUACCUGAUACAGAAGCUACGAAAGUAAGCCUUACCCAGAAAGGUUGGUCGUGUGAGCUGACCCAGUCGCCAGUGGCAGUAUCCACCAGCAAAGACAUCAGUAGCAACGCUACUCUGAUGGCGCAGGAUGUGUCUCAACUAUCCACCCCACAUACAGCACCAGAUGAAGCAGGCGGCAGCAGCAGUAUUACACACGUGGAAAAAGAAGUAGAAAAGCCAAAAAGAUUGCACGACGCAGGAGAGACAUCUUCUGGAUUUGGUGGUGCUUCAACUCCUGCACUAACAUCGGAAACAUCAGCCGUAUCCGCACCCGCACCUCGAAAAUUGCCUGUCAAAACAAGAUACAUCAAAGCAUUGCCAAAUCUUGCGUGCGCCAGAAAUAAGAAACAAGAUUCUGCUGCCAGUGUGCCGGAGGUUUUGCCAACUGCUUCUGGUGACAGUGCAGCAGAGCGAGUGAAUACAAAUGCAGAAAUUGCUCCUGUAACAAAAAGCACAAAACUGCAAGACAACGAAAGUGCUCCAGAGAAGGAAGGAGAGGAUUCAGCUGCACAGAAGGCGGCCAGUGCUGCAGAUACCCUUACAGAAACCGAGAAACCGCAAAAACCGAACAUUAUGCGCACACGAGGUCGAUACAGGAAAGCAAUGCCAAAUUUAGCGGAUGAGAGCAGUACGAAGCUAUCGAAAACGAGCAAGAAAUCCUAA